Molecule: messenger RNA, 1656 nt
Organism: Schizosaccharomyces osmophilus
Lineage: Eukaryota; Fungi; Ascomycota; Schizosaccharomycetes; Schizosaccharomycetales; Schizosaccharomycetaceae
Gene: pho8
Product: vacuolar membrane alkaline phosphatase
Exons: 2
Coding region: 1-1656 (551 amino acids)
Biological process (GO): dephosphorylation
Cellular component (GO): fungal-type vacuole membrane
Molecular function (GO): alkaline phosphatase activity
Source: RefSeq, a predicted model, not a curated record
AUGGCGAACGAGCAUGAUACUUUGCUGCCAGUGCACGAGCAACAUGUAAGAGAUGAGCCAAACCGCGUCUCAUGGAGACUGAAAAAGGUGCAUUACAUUCUUCUUUCCGUUGUUUUUAUGGCAAUUGGUUUUUUCUUCUUUUUACCGUUUUUGGCAAAAAAGAAAGUAGGACCCAAACCAAAGUAUGCGGUGAUGAUGGUUUCAGAUGGAAUGGGACCUGCUUCUUUAUCCAUGAGUCGAUCGUUUGCUGAGUAUAUCACUGGCGAUAAGGAUUACAUUCUUCCUCUCGACAAGCAUUUAAUCGGAAGCUCUAGAACACGAUCUAGCUCUAGUCUCAUUACGGAUAGCGCUGCUGGUGCCACUGCCUUUUCUUGUGCUGCCAAAAGUUAUAAUGGAGCAGUGGGUGUUUUAGAUGGUGGUAAAGCUUGCGGGACUUUAUUAGAAGCAGCAAAAGAAGCAGGCUAUUUGACUGGUAUGGUCGUCACUAGUAGAAUAACGGAUGCCACGCCUGCUUCAUUUUCUUCUCAUGUUGCGAAUCGCUUUAUGCAAAGUCUAAUUGCCGAGUAUCAGGUAGGUAUGGGACCCUUGGGACGGAGUACGGAUUUAAUGUUUGGUGGAGGGCUAUGCUCAUUUCUUCCCAAUUCAAGUUAUCAAUCAUGCCGUGCCGAUGACUUGGACCUCUUAAAGUAUGCUAAAGCCGAACAAGAUUUCAACGUACUUUUGGACCGUGCGGAAUUUGAUGAUUCAACGAGGCAUCAACUUCCAUUAUUAGGCUUGUUUUCUGGCCGUCACAUGGACUACAAUAUAGACAGAGACCCCAAGAGCCAACCUUCUCUUACCGAAAUGGUAGAAUCGGCUCUUGAUACCCUCUAUAAAUUUUCCCAGUCUACUGGAAAAGGAUUUUUCUUACUUAUUGAAGGCAGUCGUAUUGAUAUGGCUUCUCACAACAACGAUCCUGUAGCCCAUGUUCAUGAUGUGUUGGAGUAUAACCGUGCUUUCCAAAAGGCUUCUGACUUUAUAGAAAAAACAGGAGGAGUUUUGAUAUCUACUUCUGACCAUGAAACUGGUGGAUUAACCGUCGGUCGACAGGUUACUCCGGAAUAUCCUGAUUAUAUUUGGAAGCCAGAAGUCCUUGAACGGGCUACUCAUUCCUUCGAAUACCUUGCCAAAUCAAUAAUGAUCCACGAGGAGUCGGAACUUCGUUCCUAUAUUCAAAAUAGCAUUUUCCCAGCUUUGGGAAUUAAGAAGCCCAGUCAUAAAAUGGUGAACAGCCUCUAUGAUGCGAGAUCGAAUGUCUUUGAAUUGAUCAGCCGCAUGAGUCUUAUCAUCGGCGAACAGGCACAAAUUGGAUAUACUACUCAUGGUCACACAGCAGUAGAUGUGAACGUUUAUGGAAGCGGCGAUGCAAUUCGUGACAUAAGGGGAAAUAUUGAAAAUAUUGAGAUUGGAAAAUAUUUGGAAGAGUAUUUAGGAAUCUCAUUGGACCAAGUCACCUCUAAAUUGACCGAUGCUCCCAUAUAUGGUGAUCCAGAUCGUGGAUUUAAGGCAGGCGCAUUUGUACACGAAAUAUUGGAGAAACAUUCUGAGGUGAAUACUAGGGAAUAUGAAGAUUACUUGGCAUCAUCGGCUAAAAGAGGCCAUAGUGUUGAGCUUUAG